AUGAUCACCACCGCACUCUCAGAAGCCUUCGGCCAAUACACCCUCAAACCCCACCAGAUUGUCCCUCUCGACUUCCACUCCGUCGACACCUUGCCGGAAACCCACGUCUGGCCGCCGCCGCCGGGCCCCGAACUCGUGAACACCGCCGCCGGAGACGGGCAGCUGGUCUUCCCGGUUCCGGUCAUCGACUUUUCGGUCCCCGAGGAUUCAUCAGGGAAGCUAAUGGUGGAGGCUUGCGAGACGUGGGGCGUGUUCCAGUUGGUCAACCACGGGAUUCCCUUGGAGAUUCUGGCCGCCGUUGAGGCGCAGACCAAGCGGCUUUUUGCCCUUCCGGCGAGCCGGAAGCUGGAGGCGCUGAGGUCUCCGAACGGGGUCAACGGGUACGGGCAGGCUAGGUUUGCGUCGUUGUUCGAUAAGAACAUGUGGAAUGAAGGGUUCACCGUCAUGGGCUCGCCGGCCGACCACGCUAGAAAGCUCUGGCCCGAUGAUUACCAAGGGUUUUGCGACGUCAUCGAGGAUUAUCAAAAGCGCAUGAGGGAACUCGCCGCCAGACUCCUCGGCCUAAUCCUCCGGUCAGCCAACACGCCGGCGCAAGAAAUCCGGCGGAUCUCGUCACCAUCCGCCACCAUGACGACACUCCAGCUCAACUCGUACCCGCCGUGCCCCGACCCGACCCGAGCCAUGGGCAUGGCUCCCCACACCGACACUUCCUUCCUCACCCUCUUAUACCAAGGCGGGGUGAAGGGGCUCCAGAUUUUCAGCGACCGCGGCGGCGGCGGAGGUGGCGGAGGGUGGGGCAUGGUGGAUCCGGUCGACGGAGGCAUCACGGUGAACGUCGGCGAUCUGCUUCAUGUGGUUUCCAACGCCCGGUUUCACACGGCUCGGCACCGGGUGGUGCUGAGGGAGGCCAGGCAGAGGGUGUCGGUGGGGCUCUUCUUUGUCCCCACGGCGGACUGCGUCUUGUCGCCGUUGGCGUGCGGCGGCGGCGGCGGGGAAGGGGAAGUUUGUCGGUACCGGGCGGUGUCUGUGAAGGAGUAUAUAGGGCUGAAGUAUAAGGGUUUCGAGACCGUGCUUUCUGCCAUCACAAAAUAA
Messenger RNA from Linum tenue, 1092 nucleotides. Lineage: Eukaryota; Viridiplantae; Streptophyta; Magnoliopsida; Malpighiales; Linaceae. The record is from the annotation of a GenBank genome assembly.